AUGGAGUGGACAGAGAUACAAGCAGGAAUUGAGCACAUGAUCGAUGAAAAGCUACAAGAUCUUCAUUCAACUGUGAAAAGCCAGCGCUUAUUAAUUGAAGAAUUGCUCCAAAAAUUAUCUGCUGAACAUAAUGAAAAACCAGCAAAGCUUAAACCAGGUCUUAGCAUAAAUCUUGAUAAUCUUGCUGAAAAAGAACCAAAAAGACCAAGCACAACUAGGGCCAGUAUCGGAAGAACAGUUCAAUUAGCUCCACGUCCAUCAACUGGCAAUGAAGAAAGCAAAAAGAAGUUUGAGGAAGACCGAAAAAAGAAAGAAGAAGCCAAAAAGUUACGCGAUGAUGAUUUAAAGAAAAAACGUGAAGAAGAUGAUUUAAAGAAAAAGCAAUUGAUGGAAGAGAAAAAGAAAGAACAGGCUAGAAAUGCUGAAGAAAAAAAGAAAAAAGACGAGGAAGCCAAAGAAAAGAAAAGGCUACUUGAGGCUGAGAAAAAGCGAAUUGCAGAUGAGGAGAAAAAGAAAAAAGAAGAGGAGGCCAAAUUUAAACAGCAAGAAGCUGAAAAUAAGAAAAAAGCUGAAGCUGCUAACUCCCCCCCCCCUCCGUGAGCGAACAAAACCAUUAGAAAAAUCACCAUUUUUUGACCAAAAACCCACCCUCCGUGAGCGAACAAAAAUUUUUUUAAUAGAAAAAAUUUUAAUGGAAAAAAAUUUUUGAUAUAUAAGUGAUAAUUAGUAUAAUGAAAUCUAGAGCUAAUUCUGUUUAAUUUUAAACAAAUUGCGUUUUAAAACAUAAAUUUUGCAAAUUAAAUUAAUAUUUGCUUCCCAAUUUUUGCAAAUUAGGAUUUUUUUAAAUUUCGAAAAAAAUAUUUUUUAUAAAAAUUUUAUAUAUAAAUUUUUUUAAAAAAAUUAACCCCCCUCCGUGAGUGAACAAAAUUUUUUUUGUUCGCUCACGGAGGGGGGGGGGGGAAACAACAAGAAGAAAGUAAAAAAGCUGAAGCAAAAAAAGCAUUAGAACUUAAAAAGGCUGAGGAAAAGAAAAAAGCUGAAGAAAACAAAAAGAAAUCUGAAGAAGAUAAAAAGAAAUUUGAAGAAGCAAAGAAAAAGGCAGAGGAAGAAAAGAAAAGUAGAGCAGAGCCAAAGAGAAAUCCUGAAGAAAUUAAGAAAAAGCUAGAAGAAAAGAAAAAACAGCCAGAAAAAAAGCACCCAAAAAUUGAAGAAGAGAAAAAAGAAGUUGCUGUUGAAGAAGUGAAAGCAGUUCCAAGCGGCGAUGAAUGCCAAGGCGAAGAAUCAUGCAAAAGUGAAGAACCAAUUCCAAACACUCUUGAAGAAAUCGAAGCCCUUAUAUCUCAAUUGAAAACUGAUUAUAAAGAAGAAGAGCUUACAGAAGCUAGCGCUUACAUUUUAUCUCCAGGCUCAAUCAGUGCCUUAAGCCUUCUGACUACAAUGGAAGAUGGAAAAUUCUACUUCGACACAAUCCCAGAUAAACAAGUAAUUUGGGCUUUCCGAGUUUUCUUCCAACUAAUGAAGCAAACUCUCCCAGAAGACGAUACAGCUGCAUGGGAACAAUGCCGAGCCUUUUUCCUCGACAUCAAGAACAAAGAUGCUCACGAAGGACAACCUAUCAAUACUGUAAUUAUCGAAAAAAUCCAAACUUUUGAUUUUUCCCAAGAAAACCUCGAUUUGCUUGAAAAUCUUGUUGUUGGAAACCAGCAAAACCUGAACCCUCAAAAAUACACCGAUAUAUGUGCAUUAACUGGACUUAUCAUGUUUACUGUCAGAGAAGCGUUAAUUUUUGGCGGAAUUGCAAAAGGCUCCACUCCAGUCUCUAACAUCUAUGCAAGGCUUCUUCAUAAGAAAUCAAAUUGCAGGAGGCAUAAUUUAAUGGAUUAA
Messenger RNA from Blepharisma stoltei, 1884 nucleotides. The record is from the annotation of a GenBank genome assembly. Lineage: Eukaryota; Ciliophora; Heterotrichea; Heterotrichida; Blepharismidae.